This is a messenger RNA of Gongylonema pulchrum, 759 nucleotides long. The record is from the annotation of a GenBank genome assembly. Lineage: Eukaryota; Metazoa; Nematoda; Chromadorea; Rhabditida; Gongylonematidae.
UUGCAGCUCUCCGGGUUGUUUGUCUUGGCACUUGGUCUAUGGUUAUUCCUGGAUCGUUCAGCCAAUGGUAUCCUGGGUGUGAAUGGUACUUCGCAGACGAGCGAGCAUUUUCCGCUAAUAUGCUACCUGUUAAUCGGCGCUGGAGCGCUGAUGAUUCUUAUCGGUGGACUGGGAUGCUGCGGGGCAUGGCAACUCAAUCAGAUCAUGCUCACAUUCUUCAUCAUUUUGUUCCUGGUAUUUUGCUUGCAAUUAGCCUGUGCCGUAUUAGCAUACAGGCAGCAGGAGUUGAUCAGACGUUAUAUUGAUCGAUCAAUGUACCGUAUUGUACAGGAACUCUACGCUUUAAAACCAAUGUACAAGGAACUGUUUGACAAUAUACAGGAAGAGUUUGAAUGUUGCGGUGUUCGAGGAUAUCGCGAUUGGCUGUAUUCAUCGUGGGGACGAGAUGUGCCCGGAAGAACCGAACUUGGUAUAGGUUAUUCGGACAUUGGCAAAGUGCCUCGAUCGUGCUGCAACGAGCAGGGCCUACGCGAUUAUCCGAUCGACUGUGGACUGAGUUUCGAUAAACUUGAAUUAUGGACCUACGAACCGUUCAUACAUACGAAGGGUUGCAGUGAGGCACUGUACGAUGCAGUAAACAGUCAUUUGGAUAUUGCAAUUGCUGUAUGCGUCAUUCUGGGCGCUAUUGAGGUACUUGCUUUGAUCAGCUGCUGCUGCUGUUGUUGUUUCAUCGUGGUAGUAUCAAUUUUGCAUUGUUAG